Phlebotomus papatasi is the source of this 4075-nucleotide messenger RNA. RefSeq names its product host cell factor 2 (gene Hcf). Gene Ontology annotation, molecular function: transcription coactivator activity; protein binding. The record is from RefSeq and is a predicted model, not a curated record. Gene Ontology annotation, biological process: chromatin remodeling; regulation of DNA-templated transcription. The transcript has 11 exons. Lineage: Eukaryota; Metazoa; Arthropoda; Insecta; Diptera; Psychodidae. Gene Ontology annotation, cellular component: histone methyltransferase complex. Bases 295 to 4035 code for a protein of 1246 amino acids.
CAGCUGUCUCUACAGUGGGGUUGUUUGACAUUGCGUGCAAAAGGACGCCAUAUCGCAGUAAAAUUGAUUUUUCUGUGAAUUUUCCGGCUUGAUUGUAAUUGAGGGUGUCCAGUGUGUGCCCCACGAGGGCCCCAAAAUAGUGUGCAAUUGUUUGAAUUUUCUGAAGGACUGAAAGGGAUAUUUUGGGGGACAAAAUAAAAUUGAGUGGAGAGAGUGUUCUUCGAGCUGUCACUUUGAGACAGAGACGCCGGGGCGCUCUUCGGACACCACAAAAGCCCCCAUUCCAUUGGACAAAUGGCUGGUAUCACGGCGUUCAAAUGGAAGAAGGUGGUGAAUUCGACGGGGCCCCAACCACGUCCCCGUCACGGUCAUCGUGCUGUGGCCAUAAAGGAACUGAUGGUGGUCUUUGGGGGCGGAAAUGAGGGAAUUGUCGAUGAAUUGCACGUCUACAAUACAGUGACAAAUCAAUGGUAUGUGCCAGCAACAAAAGGUGAUAUACCACCGGGUUGUGCGGCAUAUGGCUUCAUUGUGGAUGGUACGAAAAUUUUGGUAUUUGGCGGAAUGGUGGAAUAUGGGAAGUAUUCGGCGGAUUUGUAUGAAUUGCAAGCAACAAAGUGGGAAUGGCGCAAAUUGAAGGCACAACCACCGGAAAAAGGUGGUGGAUUGUCACCGUGUCCGAGAUUAGGACACAGUUUCACCCUGGUCGGUGAUAGGGUCUUCCUAUUUGGUGGAUUGGCCAAUGAGAGUGAUGAUCCGAAGAAUAACAUUCCCAAGUACCUCAAUGACCUCUAUGUCCUCAAUAUUCGACAAGAUCCACCAAUUUGGGAGAUUCCAGAGACACAGGGGGAACGUCCACCGCCCAGGGAGUCACAUACGUGUGUCCUGUGGCAGGAUAGUAACAAAAGGAGUCAUCUGGUGAUUUAUGGUGGCAUGAGUGGGUGUCGUUUGGGUGAUUUGUGGCUGUUGGACACGGAAGAGAUGACAUGGAUGAGACCAGUGACAUCGGGAAAAGCACCAUUGCCACGAUCACUUCAUACGAGCACACUAAUUGGCAAUAGGAUGUUCGUUUUUGGGGGCUGGGUGCCUUUUGUGGCGGACGAAGGAAAGAUUGCAGCUGAGAAGGAAUGGAAGUGCACAAAUACACUGGCAUGUCUCAAUCUCGAAUCAAUGACGUGGGAAGAAUUAUCCUUGGACACGUCGACGGAGACUGUGCCACGUGCCCGGGCAGGACACAGUGCUGUAGGUAUUCAGAGUCGUCUGUACGUUUGGAGUGGUCGAGAUGGUUAUAGAAAGUCCUGGAACAACCAGGUCAGGGUUUGUUGCAAGGAUCUGUGGUAUUUGGAAGUUGAAGUACCACCACCUGCCACCAGAGUUGCCCUGAUUAGGGCAUCAACGAAGAGUUUAGAAAUGUGUUGGGGUGCCAUUCCAACGGCACAGAAUUAUCUGUUGGAAAUUCAAAAGAUAGAUGUUGCACCCAAAGUUGUAGUAACAUCAGCAGCAACACCAACACCAUCUUCUGCUCAAUCCACCAUCACAGCACCAUCACAGCGCCCUCGUGUUCUUGUUCCGCCAAAUGUCCAAAUUCUCGUGCAGGAUACCAAGAAUCCAGAAAUAUACUAUCAGGCACUUCAGCCAGAUGCAGCAAAGAAACAGCAAUACACGAAUCCAAACAUCAAAGUGGCCAAUCAGCAGGUGGGCAUUAGAAUUCCGAAUGCUCGAACGCCAACAAUCAUCCGGCGGCCUCCAUUGCAACGUGUUGCAGCUGUUACGAAGCCAUUUGUGUUGCAGAAACAAGUGACACCUGUUGGUACGUCAUCGAGUACGAUAGUCCAACCGAUAGUUGCGUCACCCGCCACGGUGGCAGCAGCAUCGGCAUCGGCAGCAGCAGCAGCACCGGCCAAGGGACAAAUUCUCAAAUUGGUGAAAACGAGCCAGGGAAUGGCGGUGCAGACAUUGCCAAAAGUGACAGUUGUGAGUGGUGGGGGCGCUGCAGGUGGCAGGGGAACAAAUGUGAUUGGGAAUAGUGGUGGAAUUGGUGGAGUGUCAGUGGCGGCAGGGACAGCAGGGACAGCAGGAGCAGGAGGAGGAGCUGUGGGUGCUGUCCCUAAGGCACCAAUUGUCUCGAAUGUUGUGAAGAUAGUGUCGUCAAUGGAUAAGUUUGUGUUGAAGAAUUCUCUAACAGGUGGCGCUGGGGGAGUGACGGUAGGUGGCGUUGCUGGAGCAGGAGCAACAGGAGCAGCAACUGCAGUGACAGGAGGAGGAGGAGGAGGAGGAGGGGCAGGUAGUGGUAAACAGCAAAUAGUUAUUGCAAAUCAACGAAGUGUUGUGCGUCCCCAUCAGCAAUUUAUCGUUGUUAGUAGUGGUGGGGGUGGUAUUAGGCCAAUUGGUUCGAGCCCUCUGGUGGCAACAAAUAGUACAGUUGGUACAUUGGCAGUGCCAUCUAGUAGUACACUGUUGACAACAAAGCAAUUGCAGCGACCAAUAACAAUAACAAUGGCCGGUGGCGGGAAGCAGGCUCAUGUGUUGCAAAUGGCACCAUCAAAGGGUGGAACAGUUGGUACAACGUCACUGCAAUUGGAUCAGGGAAAGGCCAUAACGGUUCAAUUGCCAAAAACCAUGACAAUUGUCUCAUCAUCGGGCACAUCGCAGCAACAAGAGAGGAUUCAAGUUAUGCUACCGAAACAGAUGGCGCGCGUGGCAAAGAAGGAGAUUGAAGGUGGUGAAGUGGAGCAAUUGGAUGGUGCCUGGGAUGAAUUGCAGGUGUUCAUGAGGCGUCAGGGAAGGACACCAAAGUGUCCUGGAUUGCGCGGUGGUGCUCCACCGGAUGAAAUGAAAAAGACUGGAGGUGUUCGAGGUAGUACCUUGAGAAUGAACCAGGAAGAUGAUGAUGAUGGUGGUGGGGACGAUGGUAGCGGCGGCGGCGGUGAAGACAAUAUGCUCUGGAUGACGACACUGCCUAAAGACAGAACGAAUGAGAAUGAUGAAGUAGCAAAAGAUUGCCAAAAUCAAGAUGGGAGAAGUAUCUAUGAUAAGGAUACUGCUGAGAAUGAUGUUGAAGCUGCAAAUGUUCUAACAUCGAUCAAAUGUGGUGAUGUUAGUGGGCAAUCUCUGAAUCUCGAUGAAGGGAUAAUUGGUGGAUCAUCUCUGAAUGACAUUAAGACGUACGUUGUGUACAAGAAUGCCCAGGAGAGUGGUAAGGAUGAGGGUGAUCAGGAACAGACAACUCUUGAUACAUUGGCUCAAGCGGCCGUUCAACAUUCAAAUCGUCAGCAAAUUGAUACAAUUGCCUCAAAGACGAUCGUUGAAUCACAGCAAAAGUCACAAGUUUCGGAAGAUGGCAAUGAAAAUCCAUGGUGUACUGUUGGUAUUUUCAAAGAAGUCACGCAUACUGUUACGAGUUUUAUAGCACCAGACGAAUGGAAUAGUUCAAUGGUGCCCCAUUUGACGUCAGACAGUCUUCCGGAUCUGUCCCAGAUGACCCGGGUGCCACUUGAACAGGGUACAGCCUAUAAAUUUCGUGUGGCAGCCAUUAAUGGAUGUGGUCGUGGUGAUUGGGGAAAAGUUAGUAGUUUCAAGACAUGCCUACCCGGUUUUCCAGGUGCACCGUCCACCAUAAAGAUCAGCAAAUUAACCGAUGGGGCACAUUUGAGUUGGGAGGCACCACCAACAACUGAAGGUGGAAUACUGGAGUAUUCGGUGUAUUUGGCUGUGAAAUCUGUGGCAGCAAAAGAGAGUGAGACAUCUGUGGCUCAGUUGGCAUUUGUACGUGUCUACUGUGGUCCAAAUAAUCAGUGCACAGUUCCAAAUAGUUCAUUUUUGCUGGCACAUGUUGACUAUACCAGCAAACCCGCCAUUAUCUUUCGUAUUGCGGCCAGAAAUGAGAAGGGUUACGGGCCAGCAACGCAAGUUAGAUGGCUUCAAGAUCCUCACGUAGCUAAAAUGAUGCAGUCAACGUCCAAGAGGAGCAGUGACAAAGCACCAUAUCAACCAUCGAAACGUAUCAAAGGUCCACCUGUGUCCAAAAGUGAAGCUUAAAACUUAAACAGCAGCAAAUGGAUCUUAUUAAAAAAAACAA